AACGGCUCGAGGAAGCAACGAAAUAAAAAAAAACAUCGCUUCGUUGGAAUUGCCAAGUUCUCUUUUUCGCACGAUUGCUAAUCGAUUUGUUUCUUCUUACUCGAUGUAACGCGUUGCAGUGUGAAGAGCAUGAUUGUAUUUUUUCUUUUUUUUGGUACAAGUCGUAUACACGAGUACAUCCAAAAAAAGUUUAUCAUUGCAACCACGAUGUAUUUCAAGGACUCGGCAAUUAGUCCUCUCGAAUUUACCUAUAUAUAAUCGGAAUCGGCGAAAGCGUAUACACCUUUUAUAGAGCUUUGCACGAAACACGCACGUGUCCAUAAACUUACUUUACUUAUUCGCACGGCGAAUCGAUUGAUUCGCACACACAGGGUAUGAGGGUGAAUUACUCAAACAAAAAGUAGAAGCAAAAUUAUCAGGCCAAGUUCGGAUUAUUUAUGAGAGUUACACCGCGCGACUCAGAAUAGAAAAAGUAGUUUUUUUUUGUAUGAUUCGCGAAUGUAUAAAUCAGCAAAAUGGAUCACUGUAAACAUGUCAUGCCGCGCUCGGCUCCGAAAUUGCUUACCUAAAAUAUUGUCGUACCAGCCCGCCCUCCGAGCAGGACAAAUAGCCACGAUAAUAAACCUAAGUGCCUUUUCUUUGUUUUUUUUUUUUUUACUCAUUUUGUAUUUUUAAUCGAUGAAGUACGAAGUCGAACAAAUGCACAAUUUUACGAACGAACGCGAGACACAAGUUCCUGUAAAUAAAGAUUCGCAAACUUUAAUAAUAUUCUCGAAACAAUAAUGAAGUUUUUAAAAGGGCUCUGUAGAGGUACGAUAAGCAUGCGGUGCAUAAAAGACGCCCGUCAGUCGCGCGCGCGCGAGCGGAAACAAAAAAAAGCUCGCGUCGUGCAGGCUCUAAACGUUUGCAUAAAAAAAAAAGGGUAAAAGGAAAGAAAGAAGGUCAACGGUCGAUGAGCAUUACACGCACACCCCCCCCGGCUAUAUGGUUGAUGCUCGGUGAAAUUUAAUGGUCGAAAAAAAGUGUUUUAUUUGUCGCACGUGUCACAAAAUUUUAUCAAAAUUUUCGAGACGUUUUGGAAGAUUUUCAGUAAUCAAAUUUUCUAGUAAUUUUCUUCCAGAAGCCACUCGAGACUGAGUUAUAAAUUGUUAUAAUAUUACUUCUAAAAUAGGUAAUAAGAUAGUGCCGAAAAUUCUAAUGAAAUUUUAUGACCUGUACGGCAGCAAAAAUAAGAUUUUCAUGGAAGCAAAAAAAUAUUUUUUUCGUCUAUAGAUUUCUCAGAGAAUCGGCCAUAUAUCGUAUGCAUUUUGCCAAGUCGUCUACAUAUUUGAUCCUACAUACCUAUAUAGCGACUGGCAGAGAGAGAGAGAGAGAGAGAGAGAGAGAGAGGAUAUUUUCGUGGCUCGUAUAGAUACGAUGCAUACAUAUCACGAGUUCUCCCCAGCGAAAUUCUUACAAAUGCAAUCACGAAAUAUAUACUUGUAGGGCAUAUUUUGACCCGCUUUUCGAUCACAGUACUCGCAUAUAGAUGCACAUACCGCGCAUUAUAGUCGUACAUUUCGAAUUGCUUUUGUUUUCUACUGUAGCUGCGCGAAUAUAAAAAUUUACAAUUAUAUACCCGCAGUGUCUGUCUGUGCUGGGGUGUGUGUAUGUAUAUUUAUACGAUAAACCGCGUGUCGUCGCGUGGCCAUUAAAAACUCUUUAGAAAACUUUUGCAGCCGCGAAUGGUUAGAGAAAGGGGGGAAAAAAAAAGAAAGCAACCAUCAAAUCUGUCAGAAACUUUGACAUUAAUUCGCGACCAAAUAAAGUAAUUAAAUUAGUUCGAAUGAAAUGGCGAGAGAAAAAAGAAAAAAAAAUGUAUUCACGAUAUAAUCGAUCAGUUUGUAACCGUUUAUUCUUGACCUAUUAUACCCUUAUUAUCUCACACUUUGAAUAAAUCGAUAAAACGUUUAUUAAGUUGUUACGCGCGAGAAAACAGCUGUCACGAACGGGGUUCUUUCGAACUUGCUUCUAUGCUCUCUAUCCGUCACAGAUAUGUGAAAAAAUCUUAUGAAUGCACUAUAGGAUUGUAAAAUACAGGUACUUUCAUGAAAUAACGCGAGUGAAUAAAUGACGAUGAUGUACGACUAUUCUGCACGUUGGCAUUAAUUUCAAUUUAUUUUGAAAAUAGUUAAGUUAUUUACACCUGGCACAAUACAUAGAUCAUUGAAUGAAAUAUUUACAGCGAAAUGAGGUACUCGUGUAGAGUCACACUUGUAAUUCAAAAGAAAGUGACAUGCAACAGGUCAUGAUUAUAAAUAGAACACCAUUGGACACUAUUUUUAAAUCGAUUGCAAUUGCACGGUACAAACGAUUUUUUUGAAAUAUGUCUUUGUUUUUUAACGAACGAGUUUUAUUGGAUAUUACGUACACGGCAGUUUUUGAGAAAUAAUCUAACAAUGGAACCGCAACAAACACCUCAAGCUCCGAGCGAGCAACAGAUCGGAAUGAAAUUGAUGACGGUAACCAAGCAGGGGCCCGCGGCACCGAUCCUCGGCGCGCCGCAAUUGCCACAAGGCCCGAGAUUUCCAAAUCCUCCAAGUAACGGACCACCGGGUCAACCACCCGGGACAGGACCGCCGAGAUUCCCUCCGGAUAAUCGAGCUCAAUUGUUGAAUCCGAGCCAGCAGCCGCCGGUACCGAGGCCGCCGUUCAACGGGCCGGUACCUCAGCGCGCGCCACCGCCCAGAAACGUCUUCUUCGGCCGUCCACCGGGUCCACCGGGUCCACCAGGUGCUGCCGCUCCUCCUCGAUUUCCACCUCAGCCAGGACCGCCACCUCCGCCGGGAGGAGGAUUUCCAGCGGGUCCGAGACCACCCGUACCCUACGGUCAGCCGGGAUUUCCACCUCGGCCACCGUACCCAGCCGGUAGCGAGGCACCGCGGCCAAGACCACCGCUGCAGCGCACCGAGUCUCUGGGUGCGGAUAACAGACCUCGAGGAGCGCCCGGUCCGCAGCAGCCAGCUCAAACGCUCGAGGGUCGCAGGGCCCGUUUCGGUCCGAGCUUGAGCGUGGAGAGCGUCGCCGAGGUGGAGGUCCACCAGGCGCAAAGCCGGCCGAUGAGCGCCGUGAGCGAGGACGGUACUAGCGGCGGCGGCCCGGAGGCUGCGAAGGUCCUCGCCGCGCGCCCACCGACCGGUAAAAAUGUCGAGAGACAGCAGAGCAGCGAGGAAAAACAGUGCCCCGUGCCCGCUAAAAAUAACGUCAACGGCGAUCACGCAGCCGCGAACAAAGCCGAACCGGCCAAGGCCCCGGCCACGCCGGCGAACAACAACAACGAACACGGCAUCAAGGGUUUCGACGACGGGGUGAGAAAGUCACUGACUACGCCGCCACCUCCGCUACCCUCCGUAGCUGCUGCUGCUACCAAGGAAGAACCGAAGGAGAAGAAAGACGACGACGGCGACGACGUUGCCCAGAAAAAAAAGAAGAUGACCGUCGAGCUGGACGCGACGAGGGACACCGCCGACGACGAGAGGCUGUCCAAGGAGCGAGGCAUCGCCUCGGCCAAGGCCGUCAAGCAGACGGGCGAGAGUAAACCCGUGAAAAAAUCGCCGUCCCUGCAGAAAAUACAGAGAUCAGACGUCGAAAACGACAGCGGGGUUGACGAAUCGACGCAACGCCGAGAGAUCCCAAGAGCGAACGGAUUGGCGAAAAAGACGCGAGACCUCGAGAAACGAUCCAUGUCCUGCUCGCCCGUGAAGACUCCCAACAAAAGCCUGAGAUCGCCGUUGAAAACGCCCGACGGGCUGCCCACCUCGGCUCUCGAUGGCAAAAAGAAAGUGCCGAUGAACAAGAUCCAGGUGGGCGCGGCGCCGUCGCCCAAUCUCAAGGCCGUGCGCUCCAAGAUCGGCUCGCUUCAGAACGCCACCCACAAGCCCGGCGGCGGCAACAUCAAGAUCGAGAACAAGAAGCUGGACUUCAGCGGCGCCCAGGCCCGGAUCGCGGCCAAGAACGACAGCUACGCGCCCCACGGCGGCGACAAGAAGAUCCAGCAGGUCAAGCUCCAGUGGAACGCCAAGUCGAAGAUCGGCUCGCUCGGCAACACGAGCUACAAGCCCGGCGGUGGCGACAAAAAGAUCGAGUCGAUCAAGCUGGAUUUCAAGGACAAGGCCAAGCCGAAAGUCGGAUCCAAGGAGAAUACGAAACACGUGCCCGGGGGUGGGACCGUCAAGAUCGAGACGCAUAAAGUGGAGGUGAAGGCCGAGAGCAAGAUCGGCUCGUUGGACAACGUCAAGCACAAGCCGGGCGGCGGCGACAAGAAGAUCUUCGACGACAAGACGUACCUGCGACAGACGUCGUCGAGCCACGGGGGCAGCGUCAGUGGAAGUGUCGGUGGCAGCGGAACGCAGAGCCCGGUACCGUCGAGCCGAUCGGUCGACAAAAAUGGACUGCCCAUCUCGGACGAGAAUCUCAACCAAGAGCGUUAAAUUGUGCGCGUGGUGUGUGUGAUAAAUCAUCAUCGACGUUUCCAACGCAGAGAUCCAUUAUCAUCAUCGUCGUUAUUUUCCCUCGACCUUUUACCCUUGCAGCUGAUUCGUAAAUGAUAAAGUAGGAUAUAGAUAAAAUUAUCCUCGAAUAACCAUGUAACGCGUACGAUUUAUCAACGGUAUUUUUUCGAGGUAAAUGAUUUCCCUCAAGUCACUGUAUGAUGUAGUUUGUCACUGCAAUGAAAAAAAGAUCCUCGCGUUAGGAUGAUUCUCUUUUUGACGUGUUAUUCACUUCCCGACUCGACGUUUCAUGUAACGAAAAAGAAAUAAAAAAAUAAAAACGUUAACGUAAAUAAUACUCACGAUUAUCGAUUCGACGGAGACUAUGGUCGAAUCAAGAAACAUUUCUUACUAUUACAUAAUUAUUAUUAUUAUUAUUAUUACUUAUCGAAACCUACAUAGUGGGUAGACUACUCUGAGAGACACGCGACGCCACACUAAUUAAUAUACGAUGUAAAUAUAGACAAAAAGAGCUUAAAUUUAAGCUUGAUGGAAGAUGCUCUAAUAUUAUUCAUUAUAAUAUUGUCAUAGAUAACAGUAAAAAUUUUAUCCUGUAAAACGUAUGAUAUAAAGAAAAUGUUCACAAUUUAAAAAAAAAAAAAACAACAACUCAAACAAUGCUAGAUAUAAUCACAUAUAAUAAUAAAAAGUGUCUUGAUUUUGAAUGUCUUGAGUAAAUAUUUUGUAUUGAUUAAGUAUAAAUUAAAAAAUCAACGUAACAUUAAAAAAACCAUUAUCAAAAAUAAAAACUGCUUACUCACUGUUACUUUGUGAUUAUUGUUUUUCUUGCUUCUUCUUACAAUAGUAUUGAAACUCCAUUUUUUAAUUACAGAAUUUUUUACUGUAUAGAGAGCAAAUGAGAAGGAAAAACUUGAGUGUGCCUACAAUAAAGUCUUAGCUCUAAAUUUUUUCGUUUUGCAUCCCCGCGUGUGAUGUGUUUUACCACGAUAACAAGAUCAAAAUGCAUGACUGUGAAAAAAGUCGAUCGUUUUCCUAAUGAAUUAGAUAAACAAACUUGAUAACGCUUUAAUGAAAAAAAAGUUGUGUAUUUAAUUUGAAAUAGUUAGCUUAUUACCGCUUUUGUACAUAUGGAUCUAUUAAUCGCGAACCCAUACAAUAAUUGUGAGCCGCGCAAUGAUGAUGUAGGUGCGGUAGUUCAUUAAAAACAUACGUAAUGCACGUAUAUACAUUAACUAUAUUACGAAUACAAAUAGACUUUAUAAUCACGUUUCACGAGCGACAUAUGCGAAAUCGAACAUCGUAAUUGUAAUGCAAAACAACACGUAUAUGUAUUGUUAUAAUAUAAUGUAAUGAGCAUGCAUUCGACACACGAUUCAACAAAACCAAAAACUGUACUUUAUUAUAUUAUAUUAUAUAGAUAUUAUUAAAAUGAUUAUUUUGUUGUCAAGUCAA
Messenger RNA from Trichogramma pretiosum, 5942 nucleotides. RefSeq names its product microtubule-associated protein tau-like (gene tau). Gene Ontology annotation, cellular component: neuron projection. The coding region runs from base 2439 to 4469 and encodes 676 amino acids. The record is from RefSeq and is a predicted model, not a curated record. Gene Ontology annotation, molecular function: microtubule binding. Gene Ontology annotation, biological process: microtubule cytoskeleton organization; neuron projection development. NCBI's taxonomy places the organism in Eukaryota, Metazoa, Arthropoda, Insecta, Hymenoptera, Trichogrammatidae. The transcript is spliced from 7 exons.